This is a messenger RNA of Hemisphaericaspora subhashii, 921 nucleotides long. RefSeq lists its product as uncharacterized. The annotation marks the transcript as partial. Gene Ontology annotation, molecular function: magnesium ion transmembrane transporter activity. NCBI's taxonomy places the organism in Eukaryota, Fungi, Ascomycota, Pichiomycetes, Serinales, Debaryomycetaceae. The record is from RefSeq and is a predicted model, not a curated record. Gene Ontology annotation, cellular component: plasma membrane. Gene Ontology annotation, biological process: transmembrane transport; metal ion transport; intracellular magnesium ion homeostasis. The transcript has a single exon.
AUGAAGCCCACAAACGAGGAAUUAUAUAAAACAAUUACUGGUGGUAGAGGGGAUCUGCGGGAACGCCGUCCAUCAAGAUCUUCAAUCGAUAGUGAGGCAGGGUCUCAUGGAUCUAGAUCUUCUCAAGAAACAGAAGAAGAUGUUUGUUUCCCGUUGUUGAGAGAGCAUGUUCGAAUCAAUGGGAUUGAUUUCGACGAAAUCGAAGAGUUUAUCAAAGACGAAACUGAUGAGAAAAAUUUGAUUAUGAAACAACAACAAUUGCUCGCAAGGAAAUAUACCGGUGAUAACGACUUUGCCACAGCUAGUUCAUCAUUCCACUCAAAUGCCGCUUUGAAAUAUACUCCCAAGAAUAUUUUGAGAAAAACGCAAACUGGAUUAUCCAAAAUAGCUACUCGUCGCACAAGUACAAAUGGAUUCGAACAAGUUAAAUCCACUAAAGCACUUUCUCAAGAUACUCCUUCCUCGUUUGAAGAAGAUGAAUAUGAAAUCAAACAACUCCAUCCCCAGCACAACAUUAACGACCAAACAACAACUUCGUCCACAUUAGAACAAGUAACAUUUGGAGGCACCCGUAUCACCGAUGGUUAUCUUGGCUCCGCUCCCGAUCGUUUCUCCUUCUUCCAUUCCAACUCAGAAGAAACCAUCCAUGCACCCGACUUUCCAUCACUCGUGAGCCCUGGUCAGUCGGUCCGUGAUUUAUUCAAGAAUGGAGAAGAGACAUGGUGGUUAGAUUGUACAUGUCCAACCGAUGCCGAAAUGAAGAUGUUGGCCAAAGCCUUCGGAAUCCAUCCUUUAACUGCAGAAGAUAUUCGAAUUCAAGAACGUCGGGAAAAAGUUGAAUUAUUCAAAAACUACUAUUUUGUUUGUUUUCACACUUUUGAAGGAGAUAUUGAAAGUGAAGAUUAUUUGGAAUUGAUAAAU